Molecule: messenger RNA, 1798 nt
Organism: Arachis stenosperma
Lineage: Eukaryota; Viridiplantae; Streptophyta; Magnoliopsida; Fabales; Fabaceae
Exons: 3
Coding region: 723-1403 (226 amino acids)
Source: RefSeq, a predicted model, not a curated record
AUUGUGGCCAUCAAGUUUAGUUCACAACGCCAUCAAAGACACACGUACCCUUUUGUCCUUUCCUUAUUUCACUUCAUAUAUCUAUCUAUAAUUCUAUAUAUCUAUCUUUCUAUCUAUGUCAAUGUUAAUGUUAAGGUGGCCUUUCGUAUUCAUAAUAUAAACAGUAGAGUAGUCUGUCUCAUGCACCCCUUUUUCAAUUCACACACCCUUCUCCUUAGCUUCUUCUCUUUCAACUCUCAAUCUUCUCAAUGAUUUAAUCAUUUCUUAAGUCCCUCUCUUUUUGUCACAUGUAAUUUCCCUUCUCUCCCCCAUUUUCUUUUUCUUCCUUAUCAGUUAUGUACAUGUGAAUCUCGAAUCUACCCGCUACUUUGUUAAAAAGUUUUAUCACUUUUUUCUUCUUCUUCAUAUUCUCACACCACACAGCACAAAAUAAAGGAGAAGAGAGAGAGAUAAAACCACUGGUUCUUAAAUCUCUCUCUGUGUCAUAACGAUCAGAUAGCGAAUUUCCACUGCUCAAUCAUGUACUCAGUUCAAUUCCCUAUUAUUUCUAUUUAAUUCUUAUUCAGCUACCAUUUCCCAAAAGAAAAAAAACAGAGGAAGAGAAAAACAGGGCUCCUAUUUCAGCUGCAAAGGUACAAGGGAGCUCCGAGCUCGAAAUCUCAACAUAGGAUAGGUGUCUUGUGUAAUUGUGUUGAGUGUGUGACAAAAAAACCAAAUAGAACAUGAGAGAUACCAACAUCCUUGUGGUUGGUCAAGACGGGAUUUUGCGGCCGUUGAUGAAGACCGCGACGAGAUCCACGACGGUUCUAGUGUUCUCUAUGCUCUUCAUAUUCGGCGCGUUGGUAUACACGCUCCUUCUCCCCUCGCAUCAGUUAAUUUUUGGAGGCACACCUUCCAAAUCAAUACUAGCCACAACAGAAAACAACAAUGUGCCCAAAAUGCCCCCAAAGCAAAUAGAGAUUCCACUAAACUGCACUGCAUACAAUCUAAACAAAACAUGCUCCAACCAUGAAGAAAUCCCAGCCGACAAUCAAGACCGUUUACCAAGUUCCACGUGUCCAGAUUACUUCCGUUGGAUCCACGAGGAUCUAAGACCAUGGGCCCACACAGGCAUAACAAAGGAGAUGGUAGACAAGGCUAGAAAAACAGCAAAUUUCAAAUUGGUGAUUCUUAAAGGGAAGGCUUAUUUGGAGACUUAUGCAAAAGCGUUUCAGACAAGAGAUGUUUUUACAAAGUGGGGGAUAUUGCAGUUGUUAAGGAGGUAUCCUGGGAUGUUGCCAGAUAUGGAGUUCAUGUUUGAUUGUGUUGAUUGGCCUGUCAUUUUGGCUGAACGUUAUGGUGGUUCUAAUUCUAAUAAUGCUAGCAAUGUUCCUCCACCACUCUUCAAUGGUUUGCAAUGCUAAAGGAAGAGAAAGACAAUUCAUGAUGGAAUCAAUGGUGAAGGGUCCUGCAAUCACCAACCCUUGCACCAUGCCCCCACCUUUUGACCCUCCAUCUUUGCAUGAAAACUUGAGGAGAAAAGAAAGUUUAAUUCAACAAGUGGAUUCAUGGGAGAAGAGUUAUUGGGGGAAACCAAAAUAAUAAAUCUUGAUGUAUAUCAAUUCUUUUUUUGCCAAUUGAAUUCUAAGGCAUAUAGUUUUAGAUUAUAUAUGUAUUAUUUUUUCUCCCAUAUAUUAGCAUCCUCUUUUGGCAGGUAUAAAUAGAAGGGCAAUUUACCAAAUAAAUAAAGUAGAUAAAAUCUUUACUCAAAUACACAAAACAGAAACAUGUUAUGUGUAUGUGCAAUUUUUUAUUUCUA